Molecule: messenger RNA, 6171 nt
Organism: Morchella sextelata
Lineage: Eukaryota; Fungi; Ascomycota; Pezizomycetes; Pezizales; Morchellaceae
Exons: 11
Coding region: 1-6171 (2056 amino acids)
Molecular function (GO): protein binding
Source: RefSeq, a predicted model, not a curated record
AUGGGUUCUGUUCAAUCCAAAAUUCGGCGCCUUUUCAAAAAGAAGCCCAAGAAGACCCCGAACAAUAAUCUCCCGACAAAAACCACCCAGGAUGCACCUCCGAAAAAUGUGCCUGGCGAAUCCAGUCCGGCGCCCGGCGCUUUACAGCAACAAGCUAACGCAACAUAUCAAGAUACGGGAGUAGUUCUUCGUGAAUCACAAAUUCCUAGUGAGGCUAUUGGUGUCCCCGAUAAUGUUUCUUCUAGUCCGAUACUUCCUUCCCCGCAUACAAGCGUCGAGAUGAAUGGGGAUGCUCCCCAACUGGAACACGGAACCACGGCCGUUAGCGAUGUUGACUUAGCCACAAGUCCCCAGUGUGAAGUGGGUAGUCUGUUAUCUUCUCAUGAAGUUGCAGAUACCGCAAAAGCUAGGAUCUCGAUGCUAUGGCGCGAAGCAAUCGAAAACCUCAAGCAGAAGGAAAAAAUUGAGGUAGAGAUGGAUUCUGAGGAGGAUACGUAUACCAUGAAGCCCGUUCAGAACCUUCUUGACGACGUAAAAAAAAAUCGUGCAAUAAUCGAAAAUCAGCGAAUUCGCUAUAGGAACAGUGAAGGAGAAUAUGUAGCUGUGGCCGAUACAAUCUUUAGAGAGCUUAACAACUACGCUUUUGUCGGAGACAAGGCUUUACAGCAUCAUCCAGAUGUUGUUGCCUUGGUGUGGUCAGGAUUUAGGCUUCUCUUACAUAUAGGGACCUCAUAUGCCAAUAAUCUUGCAAUGAUCUUGAGCAGCUUGGGAUAUCUCGCGUGGGUUAUAUGCUGUGGUGCACUUUAUGAGGAUCUGUACUUGGAAAUAGACUCUGAGUUGUCUCGAGAGUUACGAGAUUGCUUGGUGGCUCAAUAUGUCUUGAUAUUAUCAUAUCUUUCAUAUGCGAAUGAGCAUCUUCAACGGAAUAAAACAGGUGGGGAACCCCCAAAACGCAUUUUUGAAAGCCUGUCACCACGCCUAUCUCGGCUGCUGGACAAUAUACGGGAAUCUGAAAAGACAAUAAAAGAGCGUGCAGACAUAGCCGAGAGGAAAGCGGCCAGCACGGAUCGAUCUGAGCAGGAUGCGUCACGACGCGAGUUGGCGGAUAAUUUAAAACAUGUCAGGGAACGAUUGGAAAAUGUCAAGACUGCCGUCGAUGAGUGCCAUACAAAACUUUCCAAACUUUGCCAUUUUAUUGAUAAGACUAUUUUCGAUAAUACGCUCGACUGGGUAUGCCAUAUCCAAUAUGGCAAGAUUCAUGAAGAGCACAGUGAGAAGCGUACUGCAGAUACAUGCAUUUGGCUUGAAAACAACCGUAUAUUUCAAGAGUGGGUUCAUUGUCGGUCAUCGUCGGCCGUCCUCUGGCUGAGGGGUGCAGCCGGGACCGGGAAAACAAUUCUGGCCUCCUCCAUCAUUGACCUGCUCAACGAUAAAUACAAAAUGAAGCGGUCUUUAGCGUACUUUUACUGCAGUAUUACAUCUCGGGACAGAAUCACACCUGAAUCAGUGCUAAGAGCGAUUACAAAGCAACUCUGUCAUGCGCAUUCCGGAGAGAAACUGCCCAAAAAGCUGGUGGAAAUUAAAGAUAAGAGGGUUCGAGAGUCAGCAGGGCUAUUAAGUUUGGAAGAAAGUACAAAUCUCAUUAUAGAGCUUUCCAACUAUUUAUCAUCGGGGGUAUGGAUUGUUAUUGACGCACUGGAUGAAUGCGAUGGCAGCACUCGGAAAAAUCUAUUUACCUCUUUGGACAAAAUUGUAACUGGCGGCAAGGAUAUCCGAAUAUUUCUUACGGGCCGCGAUGAGGCUGAUAUCAGAGGUUAUAUGAUGCAAAGACAUCAGAAUUAUCUUAUUGACCCUAGAGAUAACGCCUCUGAUAUAGAGCUAUAUAUAAAGAGCGAGCUGAGAAAGCUUUACGAGGAUCUCGCGUUUCGCGAAGUAGAGCCUGAACUUGUCACCCAGAUGAAAAGUCUCGAGAAAGAAAAUAUCGAGUCAUUGAAAGGGAAUGCCAAUGGAAUGUUUCUCUCGGUCCAUCAUCGAAUGAAAGCCCUGCGCGUUGAAACAACACUUCACGGUGUGCAAAAGGCUAUUAAAGACUUCCCCAAGUCUCUGAACGCGGUCUAUGCAGAUAUAUUGAAGAGGAUCAGUAGACAGAGCGACACCGAUUCUGCAUCUGCACAUGACAUAUUGAAGUGGCUUUUUUAUGCGGUAGACGAUUUUUCAGCCGACACCAUUCUCGAAGCUCUGCGCCACACUGUAUCAGUGAAAGAGAGCGGGAACUCCAAACCAAAGGCGCGGACUGUAAGGAAUGCCCAGAAUAUUUGUUGUGGACUCGUCACCCACGACGAAAAAACUAAGGUGCUUCGAUUUUCGCAUGCUACGGUAAAGGAGUACCUGGAGAGGCUUAACGGACCUGAUUCAUGCCUCCAUGGAGGGCACGAAUUCAUGUCCGAUAUAUGUCUCAGAAUCCUUACCAUCUCUAAUUAUCGCAUCGAUGAGCAAUGUACCGAUGGCACUUCAAGCCAGGCUUUUAUCAACUAUGCAACUCGCAACUGGGGAAACCAUGUCCGCCACUGCGAGUCAAGAGACUCGUGCCAGGCCUUCCUCGAGCCGUCAUCCUCCUCCUACAAAGCCUGGUCAUCCAAGGCCGUCGAAACCAUACCUGACCUACGCAUGAAAGGACCCAAGGGGGGUUGCGUCGAUCUAUUAUGGGUGACAUGCUAUUAUCGCCUGUUGAGUACAUUCAAGAUAAGUCUGGAAACGAUCGGUGCUGGCUGCAUCAACGCUGCCGGACGUACCCCGUUACAUCACUGCGCAGAACAUGGCUACUUGGAAUUUGUUGAACAUCUGGUCAAGCAUAAAGAUAUUGCCGUCAACGCCCAGGAUGACAUGAAACGUACACCGCUGCUGCUAGCGAUAAUUUCGAAUCAGGUAGAUGUCGUUCGGGCUCUAUUAAAACACCCGCAUCUUCAGGUUUAUAUCGUCGAUAAAGAUCGAAGAACGGCGUUGAUGCAUGCUUCCAUGAUUGGUAGCGAAAAUAUAGUAGAGCUGUUACUAGAUUCAACAAAAUGUGAUGUCAAUGUCAGAGAUACAGAAGGUUAUACCGCCCUACACUACGCUACGUUAAACAGGCACGAGAGCAUUUUGGAUUUACUCCUCCGGGUUUCUUCUCUCAAUAUCAACGCUCGAAGCACGGAUGGAAGCACCGCUCUCUGGCUUUCUGUCCGAAGUGAUAAAAACAUCGCGGUUGUGGAGAAGCUGCUAAGCUUUCAAGCCAGCACCGGUCGUGCUAUUGACCCAAAUCUGGCGAAUGACAAACGGGAAACACCUCUUUGCGUUGCGGCCCGGCUUGAUCAACAAGAGGUCACCGAAAGAUUGAUAGAGGACAAGCGUGUUGACAUCAAUUGUGGUAUCGGAACGGACAAUAUGUUUAUAGAGGCUGCGGCGAGAAACAAAACGUGGCUAGUAAAACUAUUGGUAGCGCGAGGGGAUCUGGCUAUUAAUCGUCCAGGUAUGUUCGGCUGGACAGCCCUGUCUAAUGCCACCCGUAUCAGGUCCUUGGACGCUCUCAAAUACAUUAUAGCAGCUCCCAGUGUCGACAUCGAAUGCAAAGACGAUGAGGGGGACACUUUGCUUCAUCUUGCUAUUAAACGCCGGAGUAUAGAUAUCGCCUUGGAACUCUUAGCGCACGGAGCGAGCACAAGCGCAGUGGAUGGGGAAGGUCAAACGGCACUGAUGCUUGCCGUGGAGAACGGGAGUUUUGAUGUCUUUAAGGUUCUCCUCGCACAGUACGACAAAGCGCAGUCGCAAGAUAGGGGCACGUAUUUGCUAGGCGUCGCAGAAUGCGGUGGCGACGUACGAAUGAUUCAACUGAUUCUUGAUUGGAUGGGAUAUAAUACAAGUCUCAAUCACAAAAACGAUUCUGGCCAAACUGGAUUGAUGAUAGCUGCCGCAAACGGGUUUACCAAGGCUGUUCAGACACUUCUAAAGAAGGAUGCGAUCGAAGUCAACGCAGUCGACGAUAAAGAAGAAUCCGCGCUCACUCUUGCAAUCUUAAGUGGCCACAACAGUGUGAUUGAUGCCCUCGUAGAGCACCCUAACAUAGAAAUCAAACUCCCCGCUCAUAAUGGUACGGCAUUCCCACGAUGGGCAUUUCAAUGUACAAACGACAAGAUAUUUGAUCUUAUCUUAAAGAGCUAUCCAAGGCUGCAAAUCUUUAAAGGUACACAUCGCAAGAGGUUUAUAUCCCUGAUAUCCGCCGCUUCUUGCAAUGACAUGCAGAUGAUGCAAUUUCUGUUAACCAAUGGAUAUAACAUCAACUAUAAAGACGAUUUUGGUCAAACCGCACUGAUAGUAGCGACAAUCAAUGGAUACAUUGAAGUGGUUCAGAUGCUAUUGGAGAAGGAGGAGAUUGAUAUCAACCUCGUCGACCUCAAAGGGAGAUCUGCGCUCCUACUAGCGACAGUAGAAGCACAUAAUGAAGUCGUUCGGAUGCUACUGAAGAAGGAUGGAAUCGAUGUUAAUAUAGUCGACAAAAUGUACGGGCAAUCUCCGCUUCUCUAUGCGGCAAAAAGAGGACAUACCGAGGUGGUUCAGAUGCUAUUGGAGAAGGAGGAGAUCGAUAUCAACCUCGUCGACCUCAAAGGGAGAUCUGCGCUCCUACUAGCGACAGUAGAAGGACAUAAUGAAGUCGUUCGGAUGCUACUGAAGAAGGAUGGAAUCGAUGUUAAUAUAGUCGACAAAACGUUCAGGCAAUCUCCGCUCCUCUUUGCGGCAAAAGGAGGACAUACCGAGGUGGUUCAGAUGCUAUUGGAGAAGGAGGAGAUCGAUAUCAACCUCGUCGACUACAAGGAGAGAUCUCCCCUUCUCUGCGCGGCAAAAAGAGGACAUACUGGAGUGGUUCAGAUGCUACUGAAGAAGGAUGGAAUCGAUGUUAAUAUAGUCGACAAAAUGUACGGGGAAUCUCCGCUUCUCUAUGCGGCAAAAGGAGGACAUACCGAGGUGGUUCAGAUGCUAUUGGAGAAGGAGGAGAUCGAUAUCAACCUCGUCGACUACAAGGAGAGAUCUCCCCUUCUCUGCGCGGCAAAAAGAGGACAUACUGGAGUGGUUCAGAUGCUAUUGGAGAAGGAGGAGAUCGAUAUCAACCUCGUCGACCUCAAAGGGAGAUCUGCGCUCCUACUAGCGACAGUAGAAGGACAUAAUGAAGUCGUUCGGAUGCUACUGAAGAAGGAUGGAAUCGAUGUUAAUAUAGUCGACAAAACGUUCAGGCAAUCUCCGCUCCUCUUUGCGGCAGAAAAUGGAUAUACCGAGGUGGUUCAAAUGCUAUUGGAGAAGGAGGAGAUCGAUAUCAACCCCAUCGACCUCAAAGGGAGAUCUGCGCUCCUACUAGCGAUAGUUGAAGAACAUAAUGAAGUCGUUCGGAUGCUACUGAAGAAGGAUGGAAUCGAUGUUAAUAUAGUCGACAAAAUGUACGGGGAAUCUCCGCUUCUCUAUGCGGCAAAAGGAGGACAUACCGAGGUGGUUCAGAUGCUAUUGGAGAAGGAGGAGAUCGAUAUCAACCUCGUCGACUACAAGGAGAGAUCUCCCCUUCUCUGCGCGGCAAGAAGAGGACAUACUGGAGUGGUUCAGAUGCUAUUGGAGAAGGAGGAGAUCGAUAUCAACCUCGUCAACCUCAAAGGGAGAUCUGCGCUCUUGCACGCAUUAUCCGCUGGAUACAUGAAAAUUAUAAAGACUCUCCUUGAACACCCACAGAUAGACGUUAGGCUUUGCGAUCAUCACGGUUCUACGCCACUACUCCUUGCCGCUUACUACGGGUACGAAGAAAUAUUCAAGUAUCUAUUCGAACGAUCCACGACGGAUCAACUCCAGGAAAUGGAUGGCGAUGACGACACGCUACUUCUAUUAUCGGCGCACUCCGGACAUACACGAAUAAUGCAAUUAGUAUUGGGCGGUGGUGGAUGCAAUAUUAAUCACCGUAAUAAAAUGGGAAAUACUGCUUUGAUAUACGCCACAGAAGGGGGUCAUAAGGACGCUGUGGAAAUAUUGCUGAAGGAAAACGGGGUUGAUCUCGGCAUUUUAAACAACCAAGGGGAAUCUGCGUUGGAUCUUGCCAAGAGGAAGGGUCACAAGGAAGUUUUCGAGCUGCUGGAAGCUAGGAUGAGUCAGAAGGUGGAAUAG